This is a messenger RNA of Neurospora tetraspora, 2857 nucleotides long. RefSeq lists its product as uncharacterized. Bases 1 to 2454 code for a protein of 817 amino acids. NCBI's taxonomy places the organism in Eukaryota, Fungi, Ascomycota, Sordariomycetes, Sordariales, Sordariaceae. The transcript has 5 exons. The record is from RefSeq and is a predicted model, not a curated record.
AUGGACGAAAUGGAUUACACGAUGCAGGCCUCUGUCCAUCCUGUCCCGCUUCCCGGCUGGUGGGUCCGUGGGCAAAGUCGUUGCCCAUACAGAAGCGCAGCAAGUGGAACACAAACGGGAGGUUCUGGAGAAGGAGCUGGAGGAGCUGGAGGAUUACAACCGAACCACGGGCAGUCAACAACAACAUCCAACCACCAUCCACAGUCGAGCCUUCCACACCCGCCGCCACUACUACCGCCCGCAUCAACAUUACACCACUCAUUCUUCCUUCACUCGGGUUAUUCCGACAACUCUCUCCCGCUUCCACAUCAUCAUCAAAACUAUUAUUUUCUCCCUCCCAUUCAGAUCCAGCAGAUUCCAGCAUCACAUGGGCCUAUGCCGCCAUCAUUUCCCAGACAUCCCUCAGACCCUUCUCCGCCCACAUCCCACUCGGCGAAUCGAGGGUACGAUCCUGUUCACGCUGCCACUAAUAGCAACAACAGCAUGAACAGCCACGGCAGAACUAGUCAAGAGUCUGGCCAGGGCAAUAGUGGAAACGCCGGCAACAACAUGAACAACCAGGGCGGAAAUCGGCAAGACGGCCAUCCAGCCACUGGUCAUGCUCAUUCAUACGGAGGCAACGGCAACAACAAUAACAAUGCCAAUAAUGGAAACGUUACCGCUCCGACCACGGGCGUCAGUGCUGGAAACACGGCCACCUCCGGUAUCGGUACCAACACGUGGUUCCCAGGACAGUCCACGACGGCAUCUUGGCCUCUCCCUUUUCUAGUUCCCCAAGGACAGCCUUCGGUUCCCUCCUUUGUUACACCGGGCUCCAUGUCAGAGCUGUACGGCAUGAAUGGUGGUUCUUCAGGAAAUAUGGGUAGAGGGCCGGGGGCGCGACCAGCUGCAAACCCCGUAUCGAACUCCGGUGCAGAUGCAGACACAAUUAUGGGCAACACAGAAGCUCAAGGUGGCUCGGGUGGCUUGGGUGGCUCAUCUGCUGUAACUGCUGCAACCGCUACCCCGCGGGUUGGUGGCUCAGACUCGGGACCGAUACAGGCUGGUUGGACGCCUCAACAGGGACAGAGCCGUUCCUCUGCAUUCCCCUUCCCACCACCCGGUCUCUAUGAAGCAGGCUACAUGUUUUCAAGCUCGCAUAAUCACCCCGCCCCCGGUAACAACAAUCCUCUCGGCCAGGUACUGCCAGACCCAGGCCCUUGGGGUUCUCGUCACACAGGCCACGCAACCGGUGUCAACAACUCCAACCAGCAUCACACGAAUGCGCCCCCGCCUGGUCAUCGUCGCCAGCCUUCGCAUCAAUCUAGUCAACCUGCACCCCCAGCUACUACGACCUCGUCGACAGGUAGCCAUAUCAGGCUUCCCGCCCCCGAUCCUCGCUCGAGGCUCGCUCCAUAUCGUUCGUCAGGCAUGUCGAUUCCAACCGAAAGCGGCAAUGACUUGUCCCAUACCCUCCAGCUUCCUCAGGGUCCCCCGAAUCCCCAGGGGCCCCAGGCUUCGUCAUCGAGCGCUCACCGACCGUCUCGCCAACGAUCAGGUUCCGGAUUGACGAAUACAGCUGCGCCACUUCCCGAUAAUCAGUCCCGCACUGGCUCCGCCAUCACCUCUGCAUCCGCUCCCACUUCGGUGUCCGCGUCCAAUACGGGACCCCCCCUUGGACAGUCGACUUCAUUCUCCCGUGGUCCUGCCUACCCCGAGAUGCGAACAGAGAUGGGAGUUUUCUUGGCGCGAGCUCUUCACGCACGCUCAGACAGCUUCAGUGAUGACGAUCUGGAUUUGCCAGAUGAGAUACCGGGGCGCCGACUAGUCGAUGAAGAAAGAACAGCCCAAUUGCUCAGGGCACGGCAGGUGGCGCGCGGACAAAGUACAAAAAAGGUGGCCUCUAAAAAGGCGAUAGAAAGUCUUGAAGCUGUGGAUGUUGCAGACUUGCCUGAAACAGGUCGGAACGGGGGCCCAGACACGGUACCUUGCACCAGCGACAGUCAUCAUCGGGACCUUCUGCACAAAGCAGUCAACGUCCACCUCGUGAACGGGUCAGUCUCAUCCCCCCCUCGUUGGCAUAUUCUGUAUCUGCUCUCCUGUGAAAAGUUUGGAGUUGGACUACUGACAACCUUCUUCGUGACUCAGCCUGCCUCUGAUGGCGAAAAUUCCUACAGAAUUGCCAACACGAGCCAGAUACCCUCUAUGCCCCAACAACCACCGGCGGCACCAUACACAUCCGAACCAGCACCUCCAUGGAUGCAUCAUGGGGAAGCGUCUUUGGCCUUUGGACCUUCAAAUCGCGACCCUGCUUUCCCUGAUCAGGUCCCCGGCACGAGGGGUCCCGCACAAGGGCAGCCGCCUGUUCCCGAACAGCGUGAUCAGCCUCUUGCGUCCACGUAUCCCGGCGACAACCCCUUCCCUGGUUCUUCUACUUUCCCCCCUCCUGGUUCUGGUAGACAAUGGCCUGAAUAGGGACACGGGCACCAUGCUUCCUCGAAUCAGUUGGCCAACACUGGGGCUAGACGUGUUGCUCAGCCUUUCCCACGAGAGCGGCUCUCUGCUGCUAGACAACUUGUUCAGAAUUCACGAGAGGAGGACGAUACGCGUCUUGCUCGGUCAAUAAACCAGGCCCUCGCUGCUGCACAUCACGCGGGAAUAUGGCCACAAGGGCAGCGCACCGUUUCUGGACAGGAUGCUCAGACUUCACCAAAUAAUCCCAAUGAAGUUGUGGCUCGGAGAAUGGAGGCCAUCGUUUCUGGAGAGAAUAGUCAGUCUUUCGCACAAGAGCAGCCCUCCGAAGUUGAUGAUCAUCUGGUCACAUACGUACCUGACGGAAACAACACCCUUCUUGACAGCAUUGCUGCCGGCUUUGUUG